Messenger RNA from Acyrthosiphon pisum (pea aphid), 1716 nucleotides. RefSeq names its product prolactin regulatory element-binding protein. Bases 409 to 1554 code for a protein of 381 amino acids. Gene Ontology annotation, molecular function: guanyl-nucleotide exchange factor activity; protein binding. Gene Ontology annotation, cellular component: endoplasmic reticulum membrane. The transcript has a single exon. Lineage: Eukaryota; Metazoa; Arthropoda; Insecta; Hemiptera; Aphididae. The record is from RefSeq and is a predicted model, not a curated record. Gene Ontology annotation, biological process: endoplasmic reticulum to Golgi vesicle-mediated transport.
UUUAAACAUUUAGUUAACAUUUUAUGUAUCUACGGUCAUUUGUUUUAUUACACCGAUAACCAAAAUCAUUUUCCUUAAUUUUCCUUUUGUUUUUCAAGCGUUUAUGAAUACUACUGGGAUAAUUUUACUUUUUACCUCUUCCAGAAUACCAACAGAACACUUUCCUAUCAGAAAAGGUGCUGUUGAAGAAAAUCUAAGCAUUUUUGAUGUCCUAAAAAGUGAUGACAGACACAAAUAAAUAAGACAUUAAGUACUUCUAAAAUGUUAGCACUGGUCUACUUAUCAAUAAAUAAUGAUAAAAAUGAUAACAUUUUGACAUCAAAGCAAAACUGAAAAUAAUAAAAACAGUUAGGUACCUAAUACUUAAUAUUAAAAUUCUUUUUUGCUAUAAAUUAACAAUUUAUAAAUAUGGGAAGCAUGUCUCAAGUGGUCACUACAACAAAUCUGCCAAUGUAUUCAAUUCAAACGUUCCUUAAGAACUAUAUACUAGUGGCUGGUGGUGGCGGUUCUAGCAAAACUGGCAUAGCUAAUGGAUUUGAAGUAUUCAAGCUAAAUAGAGAUGGUAAAACUAUAACAAUGACAAAAGUAAUUCGUUACGAUAGUGGUCCAAAUGUAAUUAUGAACUGUUGUACAAAUAUAAGUGGUAAUACAGUUUAUAUUGCAGCAAAUGAGAAUGAUAGAUGUCGACAAUAUAUGGCUGAUAUCAUAAUAGAACCAACAUUUCAUGAUGGUAAGGCAGGUAAAGAAAUUAAUUUUAAAAUAACAUCAGGAGAUUCAUUAUUAACUGACUUCAGUGAAGAAGAACCCUUACAAAGGAUUGUGAAAAUUAACAAUGAUGGAAAUUUAAUGGUAACCGGAGGCACUGAUGGAUGCAUUCGUCUUUGGGACUUUCCAAUAGUUAAAUCAAAAGAUACUAGACCAUUAAAAGAAUACAAAUGUCAUACUAAAGAAAUUGAUGACAUAGACAUAAGUCCUGAUGGUCAAUUUAUAGUAAGUGUUGCAAAAGAUGGAAAAGCUUAUCAUUGGAAUACUGUUACUAAUGUGUGUUCAACACUUAUUCAUCCAGAUCCAGAUUAUGUAAAACAAAUAUUCAAAAGAUGUAAAUUUGGUGUAAUUGGAAAUAAACCGAUUUUUAAUAUAUAUACAAUUGCAAAUGGCCCUAAACAAAAAUCAUACUUACAAAGAUGGUCUGAAAACAAUAAAAUAAUUUACGAGUUAUUGUUUUCUGAGCCUACAUCAGCAUUAGCAGUACGUCAAGAUGGAUUGUAUAUUGCUGUGGGUACAAUGUACUCGGGAAGUGUUAGUAUUCAUGAAGCAAGUAACUUAAAAAUGAUUUAUAAUGUUAAACAAGCUCAUGCUAUGUUUGUUACGGGGCUAGAAUUUUUAAAUAAAGAUUUAAUGCCAGAUAUGAAAGCAGCAGUAUUAUCAAUAUCAGUAGACAACCGUGUGUGUCUUCAUAGUAUACCAUCUAUAAAAUUAGUUCCGUAUUGGAAAAUGCUCAUUAUAAUACAUUUUAUUUUACUACUAUUUUAUUUUAUCAUUUUUAUCUUGUAAUUAAACAUUAUAAAUUAUCAAGUACUUAGGUAUAAAAUAUUUGUUAUAAUUAAAAAUCUUUAAGAACUAUGCUCAUUACUGUUAACUAGAUAUUUUAUCAUCUUUUUAGUUAAAUUCAAAUAAUGUAAAAAUAGAGUUAUGGUUAUUUUUUAAAAUCAACAA